Messenger RNA from Anopheles marshallii, 936 nucleotides. Its product is annotated as persulfide dioxygenase ETHE1, mitochondrial. Gene Ontology annotation, biological process: glutathione metabolic process; hydrogen sulfide metabolic process. The transcript has 5 exons. Gene Ontology annotation, molecular function: sulfur dioxygenase activity. The coding region runs from base 1 to 936 and encodes 311 amino acids. NCBI's taxonomy places the organism in Eukaryota, Metazoa, Arthropoda, Insecta, Diptera, Culicidae. The record is from RefSeq and is a predicted model, not a curated record.
AUGAGACAGCUCAUCAUUGGAUUCCGACGAGCAGCAGCAGCAACGGGCACGGCUGGGACGGCAAGUGUAUUUGUGCUACCCUGUCAGCAGCAUACAAGGCUUGUCUCGCGCACGAUCGCCAACAGUGCAGCGGCAUACAUAAAGUCGUCGACAACCUGUUCCUUUGCUCAGACCGCAAUAUUGACGCAGGGUGUAAAAAUGUUGGGCUCACGUAAAACCUUCACAGAAGAUUUCUUCUUCAGACAGUUGUUUGAUGAACAAUCACAUACCUACUCUUACUUGUUGGCGGAUAUCACGACAAAGGAGGCCAUUCUGAUCGAUCCCGUAUUGGAGCAAGCAAAGCGAGACGCUCAGUUGAUCAAGGAGCUUGGAUUCACGCUAAAGUAUGCGCUGAAUACUCAUAUGCACGCGGAUCAUAUAACUGGCACCGGAUACUUGAAGCAACUGCUACCAGGGACGGUAAGCGUAAUAUCGCAAAAUAGUGGUGCCAAGGCGGACAAGCAUCUGGUGGAUGAUGAAACGGUUCAAUUCGGACGGCAUGUGCUCAAGGCAAUGUGUACACCCGGACACACGAACGGUUGCAUGACGUUCGUGGUGCAGGAACAAGGCAUCGCGUUUACCGGAGAUACGUUGCUAAUACGGGGUUGUGGUCGCACGGACUUCCAGGAAGGUGAUUCUCGAAACCUGUACCGUUCCGUGCACGAGCGCAUCUUUACAUUGCCGGAAAAUUUCCGCCUUUUCCCAGCACACGAUUACAAAGGUAACAUGGAAACUACUGUUGCGGAAGAAAAGCGUUACAAUCCCCGGCUUACCAAGGAUGUGGAAGCCUUUGUGGAGUUGAUGAACAACCUAAACCUGCCUUAUCCCAAAAUGAUUGAUAAAGCGGUCCCAGCCAAUCGGGAAUGUGGCCUGUACGAUAUACCGAAGGAGGCAUGA